Messenger RNA from Protopterus annectens (West African lungfish), 2397 nucleotides. RefSeq names its product synaptotagmin-15-like. Gene Ontology annotation, biological process: regulation of dopamine secretion; regulation of calcium ion-dependent exocytosis; cellular response to calcium ion. NCBI's taxonomy places the organism in Eukaryota, Metazoa, Chordata, Ceratodontiformes, Protopteridae. Gene Ontology annotation, molecular function: phosphatidylserine binding; clathrin binding; calcium-dependent phospholipid binding. The transcript is spliced from 10 exons. The record is from RefSeq and is a predicted model, not a curated record. Bases 681 to 1940 code for a protein of 419 amino acids.
AAGGUUUCUUUUUUGAUCUAAGGGGUAAAAAUGUCGAAGUUACUGUUGCUUCUGCAUUAUGGUAAAAUAACACUUCUUGCUGUUUUAGCCUACUUGUAAUAACAACUCGGCUUUCCAUAUGUCAUUUUGCUACAACUUGCGUCGCCUCCCGGAUAUGGGCUGGUUUACUGAGUUAGGUAUAAACAGCAAUAAUGGGACUCUUUGGUGCAGCAGUACUUAAAAUGCUUAUCGCACCCGCUGGCAGUGGUGUUACAGCUUCCACACCUGUACUUCGCAAGAAACGUUACAAUCGAUGAGGGGAAAAGUGGCAAGCAUGCACCUGUUAUCACUGUAGAAAAUACUUGUUACCUCAUUGCAAUGCAAAUGACAGGCUGUGCGCUGUACCGGGUACAGCAGACAAGUAGGAGUUCUGGGACCAGUAGGAACCUGAAUGGGAACACUGGAUACAUAGAUUAAUUAGUUCUUGUGCUGUGACCUAAAUUCAGCCCGUGUCAGGUUAAUACUACCUACAACUGCAAGCCCACAGACCUACCCUGCCAGGACCUACCUGACAUACAGUCCUCUCGGCUGAGCCCUGCACCUGUAUUGCAUAAGUUAAACUGUAAUCCAUUUUGUGGAACUUUUCUCCCUGGUCGUCCAUUGAAAAAUGAUUUGUGAAUAGUUAUUCAUCCUAACCAACAAUGCUGUCAGUGGCUGCUGUAGGAGGACUGGUUGGUGCCAUUUUCUUUCUUCUGGGUUCCGCAGUCAUCAUUUACAUCCUCUGGAAGAAAAGAUGUGCACGCACUCAGUAUGAGGAGCUAAGCAGUGAAGGCAUACCGACACUUGUUUACAAGAACUGUGGAAAUCAAAUUGCUGUCUCAGUAAACCCUACAAGACAAAUACACAGUCAAAGGGCAAGAAGUAUCCCAUUUGUCGUUCCUCCAAAAUUCGACAGUCGAGAAUGGGUGGGCAUUGAGAAUGGACUUCAAAUUCAAGAUGACAAUGAGAACUACACUGCACCUGAUCUGCGCUGCUGUUCUUUUCAGUCUAGUGGAGUAUAUGCUUUUGGGAAAAUAAAUCCAGAUUUGUACUCAGAAGAGGCCGAUGAGAUGGAUUAUCCUGACAACAAUAUAGGUCGACUUUGGUUUGUUGUGGAAUAUGAGAGUGAAACAGAGCGACUUCUAGUGUCACUAAUUAAAGCUAGAAACUUGCAGUUAUCAUCUUGUGAAACAUGUAACCCUUUUGUAAAAAUAUACCUUCUUCCUGAUGAGAGACGUCACCUGCAGUCCAAAGUUAAACAAAAAACGAAAAACCCUCAGUUUGAUGAAAGAUUUGUAUUUCAGGUUUCUGGUAAAACUUUACAUCAGAGAACAUUAAAAUUUUUAGUAUGCAGUCUUGACCAGCAGAAAAAGCACCAUACAGUUGGCAGUGUGAUAUUCCCUCUUACAAAUGAAAUGCAGCAUGAAGUCAGCAAGCUAGUUGUUUGGAAGGAUCUGGAAGUAGAAAAUCCAGAACAUCCUUCAGCAUUUGGUGACCUCCAGUUCUCCAUGAGUUAUAAUGAUUACCUGGGCCGUCUGACGUUAGUAGUACUCAGAGCAAGAGGACUGCACUUAUUAGAAGAAGAAGAAGAAGAAAAAGUUUCUAACUUAUACGUUAAGGUGUCUCUAAUGAAACGUAACAAGCUAAUAAAAUGUAAAAAGACAGCCAUCAUUCAAAGAACACCACAUCCAGUUUUCAAUGAAACCUUGAGCUUCAGACUUGAUUCAGAGGAGCUCAGUACAGCCAGCGUGUCUUUGUCUGUGCAUCAGAGGAUGGAGAAGGAAAAGAGUCACCCACUGGGUCGUGUUGUAGUUGGACCUUUCAUGUAUGCCAGAGGCAGGGAGCUGGAACACUGGAAUGAUAUGAUAAACAGGCCUAAGGAGCUGGUUAAACAAUGGCAUGCACUUACUUGCAGCAUGUAAUCUGUAAGUCCCAGCAGGAAAGGACUACACAAAACUGCUAGAUGCCAAUAAACUUUACCAAACAUAACUUGAAGAAUUGUUUUCAGACUACGUUAAAAGAACUUAUUAUCAAUCAAUACAUUUCUUGUAAUGUACAGUAGAAGGCAUACUAUUCAAUGCUUAACUUGUUUGGAAGUCCAACAGCCUUCUGUAUAAGUCAAUAAGUAUCACUUCUUUAAGUACUGAUGUACAACAUUCAAGUCUACAAAUCAUGGAAUAUACAUUUUGUGUAUUGUCUGCACAAUAUAUUUGUAAUAAACAAAUGGAGAAAACAAACUUCUUAAUUGUUGUUGAAAUACAAACAACCAAUGUAAUCACAAUUCAGCUAGCGGAAACUGUAAUUUACUAAAACUAAUGUCUUUCGGCCUUUCCCGGUUAGGGGUCGCUACAGCAGAAAAACGGUCCGGUAAUGAUUGGC